AUGCUCUCAUCACUCUCUUCAAGCCUCGCAAAUGCGCGGCAAUCAAUUGCGCAGGCGCUGAAUUUUGCCCUUGUACUCUCUACAGCUUUCAUGCUAUGGAAGGGUCUUUCUGUUGCCUCGGCUUCCAGCUCGCCGAUCGUGGUCGUGCUGUCCGGGUCGAUGGAGCCAGCAUUCCAGCGUGGUGACCUGCUCUUCCUCUGGAACCGAAGCCCGCGCACAGAAGUUGGCGAAAUUGUGGUUUACAAUGUCCGCGGCAAGGACAUCCCCAUCGUGCACCGAGUGGUGCGAACAUACCCCGAAGUUGAGGGCAAGGCCAAGAAGGUGAAGGAAAUCACAGUAAAUUCGACACCUAAUUCGCACAUGCUUCUGACCAAGGGCGACAACAAUCUUGCCGAUGAUACGGAGCUAUAUGCUCGAGGCCAAGACCACCUCAGCCGUGAGGAGGACAUUGUGGGCAGUGUGCGUGGAUACAUUCCGAUGGUGGGUUACGUUACUAUUAUGCUCAGUGAGCACCCAUGGCUCAAAACAGUUCUUCUCGGUAUCAUGGGAUUGAUGGUCAUGCUCCAGAGGGAGUAG
Messenger RNA from Penicillium maclennaniae, 576 nucleotides. RefSeq names its product signal peptidase complex catalytic subunit SEC11 (gene sec11). Gene Ontology annotation, molecular function: serine-type endopeptidase activity. The transcript has 4 exons. The coding region runs from base 1 to 576 and encodes 191 amino acids. Gene Ontology annotation, cellular component: membrane; signal peptidase complex. The record is from RefSeq and is a predicted model, not a curated record. Lineage: Eukaryota; Fungi; Ascomycota; Eurotiomycetes; Eurotiales; Aspergillaceae.